CCUCGUGGCCACGGAACGAUGAAUCGCUGAUUGAUUGAAUGAAUACGUUGUUUGUCUUCCGAAGGUUAUUUUCGAAGACGCAAUUUUUUGCAAGAAAUCCAAGCCAAGGAUAUAUCUUCGGGCUAGAUAGUCGCAGAAAUAUCUUUCAGCCUCUUAGAUCGCUUGAGUGGGGUUUAGAACACUUCUCAAAGUCAAUAAUUUUUGUGGGAAUAAAAACAAUGUCUGCCGACAACGCCGAAAAUUCAACCAUUCUGGAGAAUCUACGAAAAUCCUUGAAGGAGCAGGGUGACUUGGUAAGAAAACUAAAAGCUGAAAAUGCUCCAGCACCAGACCUUGAAGUUGCCAUCAAGGAGCUUAAAGUUAGGAAAAAGGCCUUUGAGACCAAGGAAAAAGAAAUGGCACCCAAGCAAGAAAAAUUUGAGAGAUCAAAAUUGGAGGACUUGCUAAAGAGGCGAUUCUUUUUUGUCCCUUCAUUUGAAAUCUAUGGAGGUGUGGCAGGGUUGUAUGAUUAUGGACCCUCUGGUUGUGCUAUGGAAGCCAACAUGAUAAACAUUUGGAAAUCACAUUUUGUUUUGGAAGAGCAAAUGUUGGAAAUAAGAGCUUCUCUUCUGACACCUCAUUCAGUUCUUAAAACAUCAGGGCAUGUUGACAGGUUUGCUGAUUUCAUGGUGAAGGACAUCAAGACUGGGGAUUGUUACAGAGCCGAUCAUCUAUUGGAAGGACACCUUGAAAAACUGUUAGCAGAUAAAAAACUGGAGGAAGAGAAGAGACAAGAGUAUGAAAGUGUUAUUGGCCAGGUAGAUAACUAUGGGAUGAAAGAACUUGGGGAGCUUUUGAAAAAGUACAACACCAAGUCUCCAGUAACAGGGAAUGAUCUGACUGAUCCUGUGGAAUUCAAUUUGAUGUUUUCAACCUCAAUUGGUCCGAGUGGGCUCAUCCCUGGCUUCCUUAGACCAGAAACAGCUCAAGGAAUCUUUGUGAAUUUCAAACGCCUCUUGGAAGCUAAUAAUGGAAGACUACCAUUCGCCUCAGCACAGAUUGGACCUGCCUUUAGAAAUGAAAUAUCACCUCGAUCGGGUCUUCUGAGAGUAAGAGAAUUCACCCUGGCUGAAAUCGAACACUUUGUUGAUCCAAGCGACAAGAGUCAUCCCAAGUUUGAAAAUGUGAGCUCUCAAACACUGAGGUUGUUUCCAUCAGAACAUCAGAUUGAGGGAAAACCGCCACUGGAGAUCACUGUAGGAGAUGCUGUCAAUCAGAAAAUUGUUAGUUCCCAGACCAUGGGUUACUUUCUCGGCCGCGUGUUCCUCUUCUUGCUGAAGGUUGGUGCUGAUCCAAGUAAGAUCCGCUUUAGGCAGCACAUGUUCAAUGAAAUGGCGCAUUACGCUUGUGACUGCUGGGACGCUGAACUCCUCACCUCCUAUGGCUGGAUAGAAUGCGUUGGAUGUGCUGACAGGGCCUGUUAUGAUCUGUCCGUUCACACAAAAGCAACCGGCGAGAGACUGGUCGCUCAAGUUGAUUUGGAGCAAUCGGAAAUGAUUGACGUGGUGGAAAUCGUCCCAGAGAAGCCAGCAGUUGGAAAAGCGUUUAAAAAGGAAGGGAAAAUUGUCAUGGAUUAUCUGGCUCAGAUGGAUAAGGAUGCUAUCAAAGUAUUCGAGGAUAAACUUAACGAAAACGGGUAGGUAAAAAGGAAAUAAAACCACGAGGCUUCAUUCGCUAAACGUUCUUUAAUACAACCUGAUACACUAGAGUGACGGAAGCAACAGUAUGACAUGUAAGAUAAAUAGGCGAAUAUCUUACUUCCUGCCAUCAUUUCCGAGUUGUUUUUGUUUGUUUGUUUGUUUUUAUUUCAACAUAUUUAUCAUUGUUUUCCCCAAAAGCACCAAGACUUAACGAGGGGGAUUACAAUAUUACAAAUAUAAAAUCAAUUUAUUCAGGCUCACACACAAACAGACACAUAACCAACACACACAAGUUGCAAUAACAACGAAUUUAACUCACUAACCCAGGACCGUAUUAUUUAAACAAUCAAACAAUGGUCGAUGACGGUUUUUGUUCAUUUGAGUGGCAAUAUUAAGUUUAAGAUUAAGAUUUUUUGCUACAGGGUCCCUUGAAGGGUUGAGCUAAACGUUUCGUUUUUCUAAGUUUUUUGCGAGUCAUUACGAAACGAAAAAUCUGUCCGCGAAUUCAACAGGUCAUAGAAAAAACAUCUUGUCCGCUCUUACCAUUGAGCCCUUUACCCCUGAGAUUGAG
This is a messenger RNA of Pocillopora damicornis (cauliflower coral), 2250 nucleotides long. Its product is annotated as glycine--tRNA ligase. Gene Ontology annotation, molecular function: glycine-tRNA ligase activity; ATP binding. Gene Ontology annotation, cellular component: mitochondrion; cytoplasm. The record is from RefSeq and is a predicted model, not a curated record. Lineage: Eukaryota; Metazoa; Cnidaria; Anthozoa; Scleractinia; Pocilloporidae. Gene Ontology annotation, biological process: mitochondrial glycyl-tRNA aminoacylation.